CUACAACCCGCACAUUUCUCUCUCCAGGACUCUACUCAGAGUUUACUAGAAGAAGGGAGAGGUGAUGUGAAACGAUGAGACUGUAAGGAGAUAACCAGGCGAGAAGAGAGAGAGAGAGAGAGAGAGAGAGAGAGAGAGAGAUGGAGGAAAGGGAACAGGUCUGACUGACAGCAGAAGGAUAGUUAUCAUUGUGACAGUGAGAAAAGAGUGAGAUACUGCGUGUUACUGCGUGUUAUUGUGGUGUGUGUGGUGUUAGUGUGUGUUAGUGUGUGUAUAGUGUUAGUGUACAGUGUGUUAGUGUAUAGUGUGUUAUUGUAUAGGGUGUUAGUGGAUAGUGUUACUGUAGUGUGUUAGUCUACAGUGUGUUAGUGUAGUGUGUUAGUGUGUUAGUGUAUAGUGUAUUAGUGCAUAGUGUAUAGUGUUAGUGUAGUGUGUUAGUGUUAUUGUAUAGUGUGUUAGUGUAGUGUGUGUUAGUGUGUGUUAGUGUUGGUGUAUAGUGUACUGUUCAGCUGUGUGAGAAAAUGACCUGCAGGAGCUUCAUGACUCUUCUGCUGUUCCAGAUGUUCACCUCCUACACACACGGCAGCUCAUUAGCAUCCAAUGACACUCGCUUCAACUCGUCUCAUGUGGUGGGGUUUAAACCUGCACUUCCUGGUAAAGCUCUGCCCAUUUCCUCAUCCCAAAUCCACGCCCCAGCCGAGGAGCCUGGAAGCAGCGGACUGGGUGAAAACAGGCCUUACAGGACGAUCAGCGUCGACUCUGUAGGUGGCAUGGGUGCGGGUCUACCCACCAUGUCUCGCAGCAAAGCCCAGCUGGACUUUAAAGAGGAAAACGCUGAAGACGUGGCCCCUCGCUGGCGCGGUCAAACCCUACAGCCUGAUGGAAGCAUCCGCGACCGAUCGCUGUUCCUCAGCGAGCCAGAUGAUUCCAGCCCCGUCAUUAAAGUGAGCUUUUCCGAACCGUAUCAAAACCACCAGAUCGAAAUCCCCGCUCAGGAGGUUCAGGGUGGUGAUCCCACGUCUUGGACGUCUGAAUUUUACGAUUAUCUGUCUCCUGAAUACUCCACCACCGAGAGCUACGCAGACGACGAGCUGUCCACGCCUGCGGACAUGGAGGACGAAAAUAUUCGGUACAAUCCCGCAGGGGCCGCAGGGAAUGGCGCUUGCCUACUGGGGUUUGUCCGCAGGAAUGGCACCUGUCAAUCACCUUGUGACGUGUACACCAGUUACUGCUUUAACGGAGGCCAGUGUUAUGUGGUGGAAGGGAUUGGAGCAUUUUGCAGGUGUAACCUACAGAACUACGUGUGGAACAAAGGGAGCAGGUGCGAGUCGGUCAUUACGGAGUUCCAGGUGAUGUGCAUCGUGGUGAGCGGCGUUUCAGUCAUGCUGCUCAUCCUCUUUAUGCUAAUAGUGUUCUUCUCCAAGCGGCUCCACGUGCUGAAGACUGAAAACAGUCAACUGAGAAAACGCAGUAAGUCCAGGCCCCAGUCGUUGCAGCACAAUGAUAACUUCUCGCUGUCCACUGUCGCUGAAGGCUCUCAGGCAAACGUAAGGAACGAGUGUGGCUCUCCGCCUAACCCUCCUCCUGAUUUGGCUUACUAUGAUAAUGUUAUCUGUCAGAACGACACUACCAAGCCCGACGAGCCAGUUGAAACCCCUGUUAAGGAGGAUGAGUCUCUGAACAUCCAGACCUCGCUGACACCUAAACAUGAGAACACCACCGUCGUCGGUGCUGAAGAUCCAGAAGAGAGUGGCGUGACCAUCGAUUUGGAGCUGCUCCUCCCUAACAAGGCGAAGACGCACCCCGAGACGAGCCCGCCGCUUCACUAUAACGUCUUCCUCUAUAAGCUCCCGAAAUCCCCCAAAAUAUCCCCAGGACGAUCCAGGCAGGCGAAAGGUCUCCCCAGACGAGGCUCCGAGCCUGGUUACAGCCCGAUGUCCUCCAGGAAACCCAACCCUCGCCUGGGGAAAGCCUGCACACCGUAAAAAUGUUUUUAAAAAAGUUUAACGCUCACCACGAUGAUGGAUGAUGAAGAACGAGCCAUGGUCUCAUGGAGAUCUGGCCUUACGUUCCGGUACACGCGUACUCUUAACGAAUA
Molecule: messenger RNA, 2098 nt
Organism: Ictalurus furcatus (blue catfish)
Lineage: Eukaryota; Metazoa; Chordata; Actinopteri; Siluriformes; Ictaluridae
Gene: cspg5b
Product: chondroitin sulfate proteoglycan 5b
Exons: 6
Coding region: 522-1985 (487 amino acids)
Biological process (GO): nervous system development
Source: RefSeq, a predicted model, not a curated record